UGAUAUUUCCGAAGCUCUCCUACGGGCAAACACCAAUGGCUUCCUUCUCCUUGCUCUCUCGCUCUCGCAGAUCAAUCCCUAAACUUCUCCACUUCCUCUUAAGCCCAGCUAAAAGCCCUAAUGUUUCAUCCUCCUCCACGCCCCUCUUCCGAUCCCACCACCGCCUUGCUACACCCGGUUCCACGUCUACUAAUCCCCAAAUCCCCAAUCCCUUCUUUCUCCUCCGAUCCUUCUCCACCACCGCCGCCGCCAAUCUCCGAUCCCGACCCCUUUCCAAGCGAACCCCCACAAUCCCAAGUCUUAUCCCUACUCCCUUCAGCUCCCUUCCCCGAAUCCCGUCUUUGCCUAAAACGCUAUACCCCGAUCCCAGAAACCUCUCCGCCGGCCCAUCGGGAGGCUCCGAGCCAGAGGGCGAGCCCCAGGUCCCGGAGUUCCGGCACCAGGAGAUCGUCGGCCCCACGGUGGAGCGCGACGAUUCCGCCCUCGCCAACGAGACCCGCCAGGUGCUCGACGGCCUCGCUAGGAGCAUCUACAGCCUCAGCUCGGCCUUCGCCUUGCUGGGCGUUGCCCACCUCGGCCUCGGCGCGUGGAUCGUGUUCGCCGUACGGCCGCCCGACGAGGUCCUGGUCCAGGGCCUCGCGGCUUUCGGCUUUCCCUUCUCGAUGGCGUUCCUCAUGCGCCGGGCCCUGAAGCCGAUUGUCUUCUUCAGGAAGAUGGAGGAGCAGGGGCGUCUCCAGAUUCUGACGCUGGCUCUCCAGGCCACAAAGAACUUGAAUCUCUUGUUCAUAAGAGCUCGAGUGGUUUCCUUCUGCUGCAUCGUGGGCAUCUCGGCAGGAUCUCUGGCAGCUCUACUUGGGCGAUAAUGUUAUCAUCAGACAUCAUGAAAUGAGCAUUUAUGCCAACAGAUAAUAAAAAAAAAGGGUGUAUCCAGUGCAUGCUCCUGCCAAUGCGGGGUUUGGGGAGCUCAACCAUUAUGAAAUUAUUGUUGGUUUUUUGUUUUUCUCAUGUCAGAUAAUCCUAUACCCGUUAUAUUAUUUAAUUUAAACCCUUAUAGCUGAAGAAAGUAAUAGGAGUUAGCAGCCACCAGAUCUGUGGUUGCUUUGAGAUCAUGUUAAUCAUGUAGAUACUAGAGUUCUUAUUCUACAGUUUGUCAUACUUGUAGUAGAUACUUAUUUCUUUCAACUUGUGAGUUACUUUGGUUUCCUUUUUUA
Messenger RNA from Musa acuminata AAA Group (dessert banana), 1211 nucleotides. RefSeq lists its product as uncharacterized. The record is from RefSeq and is a predicted model, not a curated record. The transcript is spliced from 2 exons. The coding region runs from base 36 to 863 and encodes 275 amino acids. NCBI's taxonomy places the organism in Eukaryota, Viridiplantae, Streptophyta, Magnoliopsida, Zingiberales, Musaceae.